GAGCGCCGCGGUCUCUCCCCAUCCGGGGCAGCUGGGAAUGGCUGAGCCCCGGGUUCGCCGCCGCCGCCCGUUCUCGGCUGCGGCCGCAGAACCUUAGCAUCCUGAGCCAUUUUGGAUUUGUAGCCCUUGAGGCUAAACUGGUCAGAGUUCAUCAUGUCCAAGUUAAAAAGCUCAGAAUCAGUCCGGGUGGUGGUCCGCUGUCGGCCCAUGAAUGGCAAAGAAAAGGCUGCAUCUUAUGACAAGGUGGUAGAUGUGGAUGUGAAGCUGGGGCAGGUGUCUGUGAAGAACCCCAAAGGCACAUCCCAUGAGAUGCCCAAGACCUUCACCUUCGACGCUGUGUAUGAUUGGAACGCUAAGCAGUUUGAGCUCUAUGAUGAGACGUUCCGACCACUCGUGGACUCUGUGCUGCAGGGUUUCAAUGGCACAAUUUUUGCCUAUGGACAAACAGGAACUGGGAAAACCUAUACCAUGGAGGGAGUUCGUGGUGACCCUGAAAAAAGAGGGGUCAUCCCCAACUCCUUUGAUCACAUCUUCACCCACAUCUCUCGGUCUCAGAAUCAGCAGUACCUGGUCCGGGCGUCUUACUUAGAGAUCUAUCAAGAAGAGAUCCGAGACUUGCUUUCAAAGGAUCAGACCAAAAGGCUAGAGCUCAAAGAGAGACCGGAUACAGGAGUGUAUGUAAAGGAUUUGUCUUCUUUUGUCACGAAGAGUGUGAAGGAGAUAGAGCAUGUGAUGAAUGUGGGAAACCAGAACCGGUCUGUCGGUGCUACAAACAUGAAUGAGCACAGCUCACGGUCGCAUGCAAUCUUUGUCAUCACGAUUGAAUGCAGCGAGGUGGGCCUGGAUGGUGAAAACCACAUCCGGGUAGGAAAGCUGAACCUUGUAGAUCUUGCUGGCAGUGAGCGGCAAGCCAAGACUGGAGCUCAAGGGGAAAGACUGAAGGAAGCCACCAAGAUCAACCUGUCCCUUUCCGCCUUGGGUAAUGUUAUCUCUGCCCUUGUAGAUGGCAAAAGCACCCAUAUUCCAUAUAGAGACUCAAAGCUGACCAGGCUUCUCCAAGAUUCCCUUGGUGGCAAUGCCAAAACUGUGAUGGUAGCCAAUGUGGGGCCUGCCUCUUACAAUGUAGAAGAGACCCUGACCACUCUGAGAUAUGCCAACCGUGCCAAAAACAUUAAGAACAAGCCAAGGGUCAAUGAGGACCCAAAGGAUGCUCUGCUUCGAGAAUUCCAAGAAGAAAUUGCUCGGCUCAAGGCCCAGCUGGAAAAACGUUCCAUUGGCAGGAGGAAGAGGCGAGAGAAGCGGAGGGAAGGUGGUGGCAGUGGUGGGGGUGGGGAAGAGGAGGAGGAGGAGGGAGAAGAGGGUGAGGAGGACGGGGAUGAUAAGGAUGAUUACUGGCGGGAACAGCAAGAAAAACUGGAGAUUGAGAAGCGGGCCAUUGUAGAGGACCACAGCUUGGUUGCAGAGGAGAAGAUGAGGCUGCUGAAGGAGAAGGAGAAAAAGAUGGAGGACCUGCGGCGGGAGAAGGAUGCUGCAGAGAUGCUGGGUGCCAAAAUCAAGGCCAUGGAGAGUAAGCUGCUUGUCGGAGGAAAAAAUAUAGUAGAUCAUACAAACGAACAGCAGAAGAUCCUGGAGCAGAAACGCCAGGAGAUCGCAGAACAGAAACGUCGAGAAAGAGAAAUCCAGCAGCAAAUGGAGAGUCGAGAUGAGGAGACUCUGGAACUGAAAGAGACUUACACCUCCCUGCAGCAGGAGGUGGACAUCAAGACCAAAAAGCUCAAAAAGCUCUUUUCCAAGCUUCAGGCCGUGAAGGCCGAGAUCCACGACCUCCAAGAAGAACACAUCAAAGAGCGGCAGGAGCUGGAGCAGACACAGAAUGAACUCACCCGGGAGCUAAAGCUCAAGCAUCUUAUUAUAGAAAACUUUAUUCCCUUGGAAGAGAAGAAUAAAAUUAUGAAUAGAUCCUUUUUUGAUGAUGAAGAAGACCAUUGGAAAUUACAUCCUAUAACCAGACUGGAAAACCAGCAGAUGAUGAAGCGGCCUGUCUCUGCUGUGGGAUACAAGAGACCUCUGAGCCAGCAUGCACGGAUGUCCAUGAUGAUUCGGCCAGAGCCCCGGUACAGGGCGGAGAACAUCAUGCUCUUGGAGUUAGAUAUGCCCAGCCGGACAACCAGAGACUACGAGGGCCCAGCCAUCUCUCCCAAGGUUCAGGCUGCGCUGGAUGCAGCUCUGCAGGAUGAAGAUGAGAUACAGGUGGAUGCCUCAUCCUUUGAAAGUACUGCCAACAGAAAACCCAAGGCCAGGCCCAGGAGUGGCAGGAAAUCAGGAUCCUCCUCUUCCUCCUCAGGAAACCCUGCAUCUCAGUUUUACCCACAGUCUCGGGGGCUGGUGCCCAAGUAGCCCAGCACCCGCUCCCAGGAUGGGAACAGCAUUGUCUUCUGAGAGAAGAGCGAGCACAAUACUGCAGACAUGACUUGAGCCUAAACGCAGAACCAUCCCCCCGAGGAGGAGUGAUAGCUUCUUUGCAGAUUAGUUAACUUAAUCUGCCCGAACAUGCUGGUCCUGGUGUGGCACUCAGUUCCUCUGGGAAGUGUCCUUUAAUUAGCAUCUCAGAAUGCAUGGGUAAGGUAAACUGCAAAGUCCAAGUGGACAGCAAGAGAAUGACCAUGACCUUGCUUUCCUUCCCUUCCCACCCUCCCUUCCUCUCCUCUUCUCUAGCCUCUUCUUCACACCAGCCUCCCUUCUUGUUAAACAAUAUGGAGUCGAGGCCUCCUUAGGACUGUGUGUGGAGCCUCGGCCUAAAGUGGCAGUGGAGCUGAGAAAUGAAAGCCCUAGAACUUGAAUAGGUGCCUGCCUCUGUCAGGUGAAAUGAGAUAUCUCACUUGGAACCAAGCCCAGGAUGGCACGAUGAGCGAGCGAUCCAGCUUCCGGGCUCCUCAGUAGGAGUAGAUCUACCUGGAAUCGGUUGAAUGGGGCAGUGGCUUCCAGAUCCUGUUCCAGAAGGACUUGGUGUUGGAAGCAAUAGAAAAGACAUUCCCUUUGUCUCCUGGGAGAGUUUGGGGAAAUAGCUUUUUUAAAAUCUCAAAACCAUGACCAUCCUGUUAAAGACCUAAGUCUAUAAACCAGUGCCAUGUCCAUCUACCAUGUCACUUUACUCAUUUGUCACCGUCUUUCCCCACGUACACAUGCUCUGUCUGAGUGGACUCAUGUAGACCCACCUACAGAGUGCGCCUGUAGAGUGUGCCUGGAGGUGGAAAGGGGAAGCCAGCUCUGCCUUCUCUGAUGGGAGCUGAGUUGGGGGAAGGCAUCAGCAGGGCACUUGUGAAUUGCCCACAAGGGUCCAUACUGUCCUGGGAGCAGAAGAGUGAGGAGGCAGAUGCAGACUAGCAGCAAGAGACUCAGCAGGAGGAAGGGCAGGUAGCUGUGGAAGCAAAGGAAUCCUGUCUGCCUGGAGCAGAAGCCACUGACUCCUGCGAGUGUGGCUCCCCUGGGUGGAGAGGAGCCCUAGGUGCUGGCAAGAAGAGGCUCUGAGUAGGCUCAGAGGGGAGUCCACACCUCCUGUUUACAUAGACUAGUUUGGUUUAUAAGUUUUAGUUUUUCAUGUUACGGCACCUCAAGCUUUGCUUUAUGUUGGUCAUUAGGUGGCAGUUACUCAUUUUCCCCAAGAGAAAUAAAUGCAUGAGUGUGUGGGGCUGCCUGUGCACAUUCGUGCCUGUGCUCUGGGUGUGUCUCUAAGAGAGACUGAAAACUUGCCCGGUUUUAGAAAUACUCCAGCGUCCAGUGUUUGCCUUUGUCUGUGUGAAAGGCCCACAGAAUGACUAAUCCAGGCUAGAAGCACGCACGCCCCAUGAAGUAUCUUUGAGUCCAUGAUCCAAACCUGAGGGGACAGUCUGAGUCCUCAAGUCUGCCACACUGGUGUACCUUGCUGGCAUGGUGCCUCAGGAAGAUGGCAACUCAGGUGGCUUUGAGAUACGUUUUAACUCAGCUACUUGGUCUCCAGGUACAUUUCUGGACAGAGCCCAUGGAAGGAGGAGUAACGUGCAAUGUCUUGGCAUUCUUUAUCACAUCACGGAGAUCCAUGGAUCUUCUUGGUAGCUUCCUUUCUGAGCCCAGAGCCCUAUUCAGUUCCUAGGAUGGAAUGGAACCUGUCUCAUCUUUUCUUGAUCUCAAACCCUGCUUCUUCCUUGGGUCCUAAGAGUUUGCUUGUUUGACUAGGAACCAAAUGAGGAGACGUGUGCUCUAAGGUGGCUGUUUGCUGGUGACACUUGUCUCUUACAUUUCCUCACAGCUAGUCUAAAUUCUGUAGGCUGAAAACAUUUGUGUACCAAAACAAAGGAUUGCAAACUUCAGGUACGAUCAUACCUUAAUGCUGGUGUCGUGAAGUGGUUAAUGUGCUAGUGGCGGGGGUUAAGUGACACAUAGAACUUUUCCAAGAAGACAAAAGGAAAAAAAAAUCUGGAAGACAUGAUUAUUAAAGCAAGCCUGCCCUGUCGUCUGCUGGGUUCCUACAGUGGUCUGUGGACACCAAGUGGAAGGCCAGCCACGUGGUGAUGAAGCUGUCCCUUCCCCGACAGCGUCUGGUGCUUCUCUUUUCUCAAUACGGAUCCGAUACUGAAGAGAGCAGAUGGUAAAAAUGUCUUGCUGUCCCCAGAAUGCUGCUGCUCUGAGUUCUGAAUUGAGCCAAGAGUCUAGAGGAUAUGUCAAGCUCACUGAGGGACCAAAGCUUUAUGCUGUUAGUUAUCUAGCUGAGGUUCUGGAAGGCCUCCAUGCCUGCAGUAGCUACUGUAGUCUAGAAGCAAAUCUUUAAAAGGAUCUAAGAAGACCAUCUGGGAGGAGUUUGAGGCUGCGCAUACAAUCCUCUUGGGACUCUCUUCCUCUGUUCAGUAGAAUGUAUCUGAAAUUGUAACAGAUGACACAAUUUCCAGAUCCUUACAGUCAGAAUCAGAGUCCCCAAACCAUAGGCAUGAAGCACUUUGUUAGACUGACCUACAUUGACUUGCUCCCUGUCUGAUGCCUGCAUGCUGCCUGAAUUGUUCCACCUACAUCUCCAUGACCACGGUGCCAGAGUGCAGUACAGCUCAGGCACAGGCCACUUGUCUGCUCUUCCCGACUCUCGUUAAGUCCUCCUUCACUGAAUGUAGACUCUGCCAAGUUCCUGAGAAGCGUCAAACCCCUGCUAACGUAGGCUAUCAGUUCUGCCUCACUUUGGCUUCUCGAGUUUGAGGGGUACUGUGAGCAUCUUGGACCAUCCAGACACCAUCCGUGAAUGAAAUGGGGCUACUGAUGUACUCCAAAAGCCAUAAUGAAAAAAUCUCAGAGGGAUCUAGGUAAGAACAGAAUGCCCCACAGUUACCAUGCAAGACUUGGUCUGAUACUUUAAGAUUCUAGCACCUUCCUCUCUGCCCUGAUAUGGGCAGGCAGGAGGUGGGUGGGGCUUGAUGGCUCUUUGGAGUUCCUGUUGAUCUUGACCUUCUCUUUGGCUGUCUUUAGAUACAGGAUAUGCCAGUACUUGGGACUCUCUAAGUUUUACAAUUGAUAUUUAUUUGUAUUAUCUCUUUGUCUAGCAAUGUAAAAGUGAUUCUAAACUAAAAUGUGUAAUUAAAAUCAAUCAAAUUUAUUGUAUCUACAAA
This is a messenger RNA of Mus caroli (Ryukyu mouse), 5627 nucleotides long. RefSeq names its product kinesin family member 3B (gene Kif3b). The record is from RefSeq and is a predicted model, not a curated record. Gene Ontology annotation, biological process: mitotic cell cycle; microtubule-based movement. Gene Ontology annotation, cellular component: microtubule. Gene Ontology annotation, molecular function: microtubule binding; ATP binding; microtubule motor activity. Lineage: Eukaryota; Metazoa; Chordata; Mammalia; Rodentia; Muridae.